AUGUGUGAUAAUAUACGCAGCAAAGCCAGUCAGAAAAGCGGAAACGGUGCCAAUGGAAGCGGAGCGACGAGCGGAGCGGGCAGCGGGGCCGCUUCGAGCGCCGCGCGUGCCAGCGACGUCAAGCCGGUUGAGUGCAACCUCUGCCAUCGCAAGUUCAAAAACAUACCAGCGCUGAAUGGGCACAUGCGAUUACAUGGAGGAUACUUCAAAAAGGAUUCAGACAGCAAAAAGCUGGAUAAAAAAGAAUCAACAGGACCACCUCUACAAACAGCGUCGGUAUCCGUACGAGCGCUCAUAGAAGAAAAAAUCAUAAGCCGCAGAGGAGCCACAGCUGCCUCCACUCCAGCUACAGGCACCAGCACUGACACAGUAGUUUCCCGAUCAGGGUUUCGUAGCACCGGCCCCGCACCUCUGUCCACCAUACGAACCUCCAUAGUGUCACCUGCUUCGCCGGUCGCGACUUCAUCACAUUUUGUGUCGCCACGAGCACCGCCCGUUGUGACCGUCGCAACUAAUGCUGCAACAAACAUCUGUACAGCGCAAAGAGAUUCUACUCUCAUUGAAUUAUUAAAGAAAGGAAACACAAAGGCUGUAAAGCGAUCAGCGUCAGAUCCCGGCCAAUCGUCACCGCAACAGGAUUUCACAUUCAGACCAGAACUGUUUGGAGUCUCAUUCAAUUCUGAUGACGGUUACUUUUCACCAGCGCUAAAUGAAGACACGUUUCAAUUCACUACAACACCCGAACAAUUGGAGGAGCUAGCUUCUUUAGAAGACUAUGCGACGGUGGCAGCAUCUAUUAGGGAACGGUCGCCUGUAACCUUCCCUUCAAAUAGACGACUCGCAGCGGUGUUAAAUUCACCACUACCAGAAUCUUUAGCAGAUUUUGGUGCCUGUCAUGGUGGUUCGCCGGUUCCUUCACCGGGAAUUGGAUACACAGCGAAUUCACCCGGAUUGUCGUACUCCACGGGUGACUCACCCGGGUUGGGUUUCACCGCCACUUCACCUAGCAGCUACUCAAACCAAGCGCAGCCGUCACCAGGGAUCGCUUACCCAACACCUCCUGCUUCCCACGACGCUCAUUCGCCUGCCCACACAGUACCGCGUGCGUCUUCACCGCUAUCCGCAGCCUUCUUCACGGCUACGAUGUCUAGUCAGGAAGAGGUGGAAGAAGCUUUGGAAGAGGUACUGCCGGAAGAGUGCAGAUCUUUAGAUGCAUAUUCCCUAGAACCAUUGCCACCACCGCGGCGAAUCAUGCUAAAUUCUGAAGAUCCAUUGCUUUCGAGCAGUCCUCGCGACUUCUCACAUCAACGGCCUUUCCGACGACAAAGCCGGAUGCCAACCACAAGUGUUUCCCAUUUGCAACAAUGGCAGCACGAAUCACUUCAAGUUUGCGUGGAAGGCCGUGACACAGUACCGGCUGUAUUUUUGAGCCCGAGCAGCGUGCCAGCUUCUCCGCAGAGGCGCAAGCGCCGCGCGUCACCGGCGGGACCAUACCACUCGCGCAUGCGACGAACUACCACCCAUUAUACUCCUCGACCAAUAUUCCCAGAUCGCGAAGGAUCGGGAUUGCUUAUAGAACUUACUACAGGAAUGACAGCUACAGAAACGGAUGUGCUGGCACAGCUGGAUGAACCCCGUCACGCACAGAUCAACAUCGGACGCGACUUCCAAGCGGACUUGCCGGAGCUUUGCAAUGAUCGUAUAGAUCUACAUCGCGUAUCGGAACAGCUUCUAUGGGACCCCGGCAUCAAUGAUGCUAGAGAUGACAAUGAAGUGCGAAUGUUCAUGGAGCUAGCCAUGUGCGCGGCGAUGCCAGUGGGCGGGCACACGCGGGAGUUCGCCCUGCAGACGCUGGGCGAGUGUGGCGGGGACAUCCGCGCGGCCACGCUGCGUCUCAUGUCGCGCCCCGCGGCGCCCGCGCAGCACGAGUCGCGCUGGGCACCCGACGAGGUCGAAGCCUUCUUAGCUGGACUGGGCCAUUACGAUAAGGACUUUUAUAGAAUUUCGCAGCUGGUAAGAACAAAAGACUCGAAACAAUGUGUACAAUUCUACUACUUCUGGAAGAAACUAACCAAAGAUUACAAAACGUUGUACUUACGAAGCUGGACGGUGGAGCAGCCAGUAUCAACACAAGGUUCUGUAGGGCAGUUUACCGCGCCCGCCGCCUCGACCAGCUCCUCGCCGUCGUCUCUAGAAACCGAGGAGUUCCCCUGCAAGAUAUGCGGGAAAGUAUUUAACAAAGUUAAAAGUCGUAGCGCGCACAUGAAGUCGCACCGGCCAUCGACGCCGAGCAAACGGCCUAAACUCGAAAAGCCUUAUGAAAAGGUCGAAAGAUCCGAUGACAGAUCCACGCGACAGCUGAAUACCAAGCAAACCGCCCGCACAGUAACCGAUUCCUUGCUCAGUCAUUCCGCCCGCGCGCCCCGCGCCCCGCGCCCCCGCGCCCCCGCGCCGACACUAAUGCCCGCUCGAAGCCAGGCCAGCCUGGUGACCCUGGCCACGCCUGGCACGCGGCACCUAGCGCUCUCAAAGUGA
Molecule: messenger RNA, 2535 nt
Organism: Trichoplusia ni (cabbage looper)
Lineage: Eukaryota; Metazoa; Arthropoda; Insecta; Lepidoptera; Noctuidae
Product: transcriptional-regulating factor 1-like
Biological process (GO): negative regulation of DNA-templated transcription; regulation of transcription by RNA polymerase II
Cellular component (GO): transcription regulator complex; histone deacetylase complex
Molecular function (GO): transcription corepressor activity
Source: RefSeq, a predicted model, not a curated record